UGAGUUUUGGUUCCCAAGGUGGUGACGUCAGGCUGGGGCUGGGCAGAGACGCUGGAAAAACAUGUAACGGUGUAAAGAUACGCUGCACCUUCCCACGACAUAUUUUACCGAGGCUCAAUUCACCGGCCGAGAACAAUUCUCUUCUAUCACAUUGGGACUUUAUGGGGUGGUGGGGAAGGCCUCCACCUUGACCAGGCCACACCCCACACAAUGGACAAACCAGGAGCCAUGAGUACUCAGGGCAAGGUCAGCGGGCUCAAACCCCCCAGCAAAAUAGUCCGUCCAUCUGGGGUGCCCACAAAGACCUCUCCUUCCUCGGGUACUGCAAAGCCAGUCCCUCCAGAGAAGCCCCCGGGCAGUGGGACCUCCCCGACCCAGGAUGGAAGUGUGGACUUCGAGGUGGGAGAGAGGGUCUGGGUCAACGGAGACAAGUCCGGUUACGUGCAGUUCAUCGGGGGCACGCAGUUUGCUCCCGGGCAGUGGGCGGGGAUUGUGCUGGACGAGCCUAUCGGGAAGAACGACGGCUCCGUGGCAGGGGUCCGGUACUUUCAGUGUGAAGACGAGAAGGGGAUAUUCACACGGCCUUCCAAGCUGUCAAAGACUGCUCUGCCAGUGAAGGAGUUAAACGGGGGGCAGCAGAGUCCAGCUCCAGGAGCCCCCGCAACCAGCGAGUCCACACCUGCUGCCACUACCUCAACUGUUCAGGGCACCGGCAUUAAGACGAGUGCAGCACUUAACCGAAUGCUCACAUGCAGCGAUACAGUGUCUAACGUCUCAGACACAGAAUCCAUGAAGAAGAGGAGGGAGCUGAGGCUCGGGGACCGCGUGCUGGUUGGUGGUAACAAGGCAGGAGUUGUGAAGUUUCUCGGGGAGACAGACUUUGCCAAAGGAGCGUGGUGUGGAGUGGAACUAGAUGAACCACUAGGCAAGAAUGAUGGAGCGGUAGCAGGGACCAGGUAUUUUCAGUGCAUGCCCAGGUAUGGCCUGUUUGCUCCGACCCACAAGGUAAUGCGUAUCGGCUUCCCGUGCACCACACCCACCAAGGCUAAGAGCUCACGGAGGAAGUCCGCCCUGAAGAGAAGCCCGAGCGCCUCCUCCAUCAGCUCGCUCAGCUCCGCCACCUCCUCCAUCAGCGGCAAGCCCAGCAGAGCAGGACUGCUGACAGAGACAUCUGCUCGGUAUGCUCGUAAGAUCUCCGGCACUACAGCGCUGCAGGAGGCCCUGAAGGAGAAGCAGCAGCACAUCGAACAGCUGCUGGCGGAGAGAGACAUGGAGAGAUUUGAGGUUGCGAAGGCCACGAGCCAUGCAGGAGAAGUGCAGCAGGAGAUGGUUCAGCUGAGGAAAGGACGGGAUCAGUAUGCAAUGGAGAUGGAGGACAAGUUGGAUCAGCUGCGAUCACUGGUGGAGGCAGCAGACAGAGACAAAGUGGAGCUGCUCAACCAGCUGGAGGAGGAGAAGAGAAAAGUGGAAGAUCUGCAGUUCAGCGUGGAGGAGGCCUGCAUCACCAAAGGAGACCUGGAGACGCAGAACAGACUGGAGCAUGCCCACAUAAAGGAGCUCGAGCAGAGCCUGCUCUUUGAAAAGACCAAAGCUGAAAAACUCCAGAGGGAUUUAGAGGACACCAGGGUGGCCACGGUGUCUGAGCGCUCCAGGAUCAUGGAGCUGGAGAGGGAGGUGGCCGACCUGCAGCUCAGGCUCAGGGCGUCCCAGCAGAAGGAGGACGCUGCGUCUCUGUCCCAGCAGCAGAUCAGCAGCCUCAAGGCUCAGUCUCAGGAGAAAAAGAUCAGCGAGCUGAGUGUGGACGUGGAGAGCAAACAGAAAGAGCUUCAGUGUGCACAGCAAGAUAAGAGCUCACUGGAAGAGCAGCUCAGCAGCCUGAGACAAAAGCUCGAAACUGCAGAGGAGGACAACAAGAGGACAGCGAAGAUCAUGCAAGACGUGGAGCAGAGUGUGGAGCAGUCAAAGAAAGACCACCAGACGCUGAAAGAGAAGAGUCAGUGCGGAGAGAAAGAGCUGACAAAGGCUACUAAAAAGUCAGAGAGUUCAGCGCUGGCACUUGAGCAGCUAACAGAUGAAAACAAGACACUGGAGGCACAGCUUGAGGCUUUAAAACAGCAGAACUCCAAGUACCAGGAGGAGCUGAGCCUGUCGAAGGAGCGGAGCAGCUCAGAAAACCAGAGAAUCGGAGUCCUCUGCAAGGAAAUUGAGGAGCUGAAGCUGGCCUCCCAGAAGUCUCAGCAUCUUGAGGAGCACAAUGACGACCGCAACAGUCAGCAGGCAGACAUGAAGACCAGAGAAACGGAUGGUGAAAUGAACUUCCAGAAAUCCACUGGAGCCUUAAUCUCAGACAAAGACCGGGAACUGGAAACUCUGAGGAACGAGAUCGCCGCACUUCGAGGAGAAAACGCCAUGGCCAAGACGCUGCAUUCGGCCGUGGAGACGCUGGAGAGAGACAAAGCUCAGCUGCAGAGCCGAGUCCACAGUCUGGAGCAAAGGCUCAUGGGAUCACAGGCCUCAGAGGGAGAAGACUGGGAGGCUCCACCCUCAGGCGACACAGCGCUGGAGCAGCUGAGGGAGGAGAAGGAGUUCGCCGAGGGGCAGGUAAGACUGUCAGGACGAAAAGAAAUUCUUACAAAGAUAAACUUCCUGAACAGUGUGAUCGUGGAUCUGCAGCGGAAGAACGAGGAGCUGAAGAUCAAACUGAAGAAGCUCGCUCUGGCUGAGUUCAACGGCAACGACGACACUGAUAAGUUUGAUGACGGUGAGUCAAAGCGGGAAAAGAAGGCGACUCCGCGUCUGUUCUGCGAUAUCUGCGACAGCUUUGACCUCCACGACACGGAGGACUGCCCCACCCAGGCCCAGAGCCCCGACUCGGUGCCCCACACCACCUACCGAGGCAACCCGGCCGACGAGAGGCCGUACUGCGACUUCUGCGAGGCCUUCGGACACGCCACCGAGUCCUGCAACGAUGAUCAGACCUUCUAGUAGCUCCAACAGAUAUUUACCGGCAUUUAAAUUCCUUCCUUUUCCUCCUAAACUCACCUUUUCACCCUCCAGCUUAAUUCCCGUCAGAUUUUUUCGAUAUUGUAUUUUUCUACUGUAUUUAUGCAUAUCACUGGUAGCCACUGUCCUGGUCUGAAUCUCUACUCUGCAGCUUUUCUCUGAAGAUAAACUGUAAUGCACAACGCUCGUCCAAAUAUACUACGCAAUAUUGAUGUUUAUAACAAAAAGGAAUCCGUCCUCUGCACUCAACGUUUUUAUCGUGCUGUUUUGCAUUUAAGUUUGUUUCUGUUGUUUUUUAGGCUUUAUUUGAUAUUUAGCAGAGAAUGAUGCAACUUGAUUAAGCACAGUUUAAAUAAGGGAAAAUGAAGCACCUCUAUAUUACUGUCUUAAGUAACACAUUCCUCAAGUCUAUACGGCUGCAAAAAUCAGACAGAUACUGCCAUGUCUAACUUUUUACUAAUUUUAUAAUAUUUACUAAUAUGUUAGUAAGUGCUUCUUCCAGCAUAUCCACCUAAAAUGAAUUAUAAGGUCCAGGAAAAAUAUAAACUAACAUUCUAAAGAAAUGAGGCAUAAUGUUCUGAGAAAAAAGCUGAAUUAUACAGGAAGUCAUCAAAUCUAAUCGCAUUAAUUAUUUGAAAAAAAUUGUUAUUUCCAAAUAUUUUACGACAAAUUAUUAAAGCAUUAUACUCAAAAGAUUUUGAAUAGACACCUGUCUUAUUGUUUAAAUAUUAUGACUGUAUAAUAUAACUGAUUGUGGCUUUUUCUUUAUUUGAUAUUCUUUUGUAUUUUUAGUGGCCCUAUAACUCAGUCAUUAUCAACCUAAAUAUUAAUCUAUGUAAAACCUCUAAUACUUUGAGUAAAUGUCAGUCUUGACGUUGGAAAUGGUAGCUUCCCAGGUUUCUCAGUGAACGCCAUGAGAUGCAAACAAAGACAACAAACUAAUUACAUACACCUUGACUUAAAGGGACAGAUUUUACACAGGAAGGUCAGUUUACUCGUUUACAUUUGGUAUGAAGUCACAGAUUUAUGUUUGGACAAAUCCAUCUCACUAUUAAUAUCUUCGUCAGCCUGCACCAGGAAUUUUGGGUGUUAAAGUAAAAUAAAUUCAAAGCACUUUAAGGACGUCUGGUCUAUAAUGGUGUAGACUUUGAGUUUUAAAGUUCAUCGACAUGUGCAGAACAGACACAAAAUGAACCACUUGAUUAGAUAGAUUUGUGUUGUCUCAUUUCCAUAGAUCAUCAUUCAGGUUAAUAUUCUCGAUGAAUGCCACUGAGAGCUCCAGAGGUUUCGUUGAUGAUGACGUUGUUGCAUUUUGUUAUUUAUUGUCUGAUGUUUGGCUAACCAGUGACAUUCCUACAGGGACAUAAGCUAGCACUGAUUAAAGUGUAAAGUCUGAACUAGGACCACUAGACGGGCUUCUGAAAUGCAAACGCCUCAUGUUACAGAAUGAAAACUAACCAGAUAAAACUAUAGAAGCCUCUACACUAACUUAAUUUUGUUUGCACUGUCCACUUUAAAGAUUCAGCCGAAACAAACAGCGCUUUAACUUUGAUUCUAAACAAAAGUGCAUUUAUUUUAAGAGUCAGUACAGAUUAUUCCAUCCCAUUUCAUACUGCCCUCUUUUAACUGGUUUGACAUUUUUUGGAAAUACACCUAUUUGCUUUCUGGUGGAGAGUUAGAUGGGAUGAUCGACACUACUCUGUCUGUAUGACAAAUAUGAACCAAGUUAAGGCAGGUUAGCUUAGCUUAGCACAAAGUGUGUAAACGUUUUUUAGACACUGGUUUUCCUACAGGUUAACUAAUCAAGAUGUUAAAAUUAGAGGUGCUGAAAGGCAGAUGUAGUCUUAUACUGUAUUUACAGGGUAACUGCAACAAUUUGACACCUAAAGUCUGUAUCGAGGUUUUGGGGAGUAAAGAAAAGUACUUAAAAGCUUCUAGUGUCUCCAGGUAAAAAACAGUUUUCCCACAGAAUGGUGUUUCCAUACAUCUAAACUGCAUGUUUAGUACAUUUUGAGGAAAUGAUAUUGCCUCCCUGAUUAUGGUCGCAGUUUUAAACAUGAGGUUAAGGUUGUAAAUGGGAACAAAACAAAACAACAGACUUAAUUAACAACCAGAUAUUUAAAUGUUCCUUGCAUUCUUUUUAACACAGGUCAACAUGCCACAUGAAUCUGUUAGUUGGUAGUCUGGUUGCAUUGUGGGUAAUGCAGGUGCCAAGUUUUUAGGAGGAAGAGGAAUAUUUUAUUUUGAGAAAAAUGAAAGCUGGUUCUGCUGCAGCUUAUUUGAAUCUUUCCUUAUUUACAGUCCAUCCUCGGUCUGAUCAUUUAAUAAGUGCAAUAAUACGGUUUAUCUUUAGAUAACUCCUUUCAUAGACAGAUAUUAAAGUUGUAUCAAUCAUUUCAACUACCUCUAAGAAAGUGAACAUAUUUCCCAGAAAAUGUCAAACUAUUAUUUUAAAUGUAGCCUGUGUAGCGACUUGUAUUUGACUCCUCUUGUUCUUAAGCACAAUAUUUGGAUCAUAUUGAAUCUUCCCGUGUAACAGUGUAUUUUAAUACAUGUGACUAACCUUUGUAAAUACUAAUCAGAGGCGUCCUUCUGAUAAAUGUGUACACAGUGCCAUGAGACAAAAGAAAGCUUUUAUGUGUACAACAUUUUAUUUUUCUGCCCUGUUGUAUAAUGCGAGAGAAAAACAACAUUUGUAUAGACUUUAAAACAUUGUGUACUUUAUAAGUGAUGCGUCUAAUUAUUAUUAUUAGUGUAAUGUUUUAUAUAUGUAACUAUUUCAGGCACUAUCUAGAAAUGGUUUGGAAACUAUUUUACAGAUGUUUACGUGGUGUAAGAUGUCACUGUUUUCUAUGUUCUGUAUACUCCUGAGCAGUCCAAUAGAAACACUUUAAAACAA
This is a messenger RNA of Gymnodraco acuticeps, 5902 nucleotides long. It is a transcript of the gene clip1b, whose product is annotated as CAP-GLY domain containing linker protein 1b. Gene Ontology annotation, cellular component: microtubule plus-end; nucleus; cytoplasm. Gene Ontology annotation, molecular function: microtubule plus-end binding. NCBI's taxonomy places the organism in Eukaryota, Metazoa, Chordata, Actinopteri, Perciformes, Bathydraconidae. The record is from RefSeq and is a predicted model, not a curated record. Gene Ontology annotation, biological process: cytoplasmic microtubule organization; positive regulation of microtubule polymerization. The transcript is spliced from 23 exons. Bases 211 to 2985 code for a protein of 924 amino acids.